Messenger RNA from Lobosporangium transversale, 662 nucleotides. RefSeq lists its product as hypothetical. The record is from RefSeq and is a predicted model, not a curated record. The annotation marks the transcript as partial. The transcript has 3 exons. Lineage: Eukaryota; Fungi; Mortierellomycota; Mortierellomycetes; Mortierellales; Mortierellaceae.
CCACCCUACCACCCUAUACAGUCCCUUACCCUUGAGGAAGAAAAAAAUAUAUAUAAAAAAAACUUCUUUCCGGUAUUCGCUUUCUUUCCUGUAUUUUCAUUUGCUUUCACUUCCUUGCUAUACUUCCGUUUGUUUUUCUUUCUACUUUCUUGCCAUGCUUUCGUUUGUAUUCCUUUAACACUUGUUAUCUUUUGACUCAUUCUCCUUUGCUGGUACACUUUCUUGUUAUCCUAUGAUGGGUUCACUUUCUUAUUAUCCUUUGAAGGUUUACUUUCUUAUUAUCCUUUGCCUCACUUGAUUGCUACGCUUUCAUUUCUUUCUUCCAUGCUUGACUUUCCUGUUAUGCUUUCAUCUCUUUUUCGGUACUUCACUUUUGUUAUUCUUUUCUAUGUUAUCCUGGGCGCAUCUCUUUCGUGUUAUGUUCUAUUACGCUUUCCUUCAUUGCUUCGCUUUCUUGUUAUUUUUUCAUUUGCUUUUCUCGACACUUCACCUUUUUACUAUCUAUUCUUUGUUUUUCUUCCCUGCUUCACUUCCUUCUUCCUUUUCUUAUUGUAGCUUCCUUUGUUUCUCUUUGUGUGUGCGUGUAUGUGUGUGUUUGGUUUUCCUUGUUAUACUUUCGUUUGUUUCCCUUCUGUGCUUCUCUUUCUUAUUAUGCUUUCAUU